Belonocnema kinseyi is the source of this 906-nucleotide messenger RNA. RefSeq lists its product as uncharacterized. The transcript has 3 exons. Lineage: Eukaryota; Metazoa; Arthropoda; Insecta; Hymenoptera; Cynipidae. The record is from RefSeq and is a predicted model, not a curated record. Bases 15 to 449 code for a protein of 144 amino acids.
UUUGAUCUUUCUCUAUGAAUGAAUAUUUUAGAGUUAUUCUUGACGAAAAGCAGUUCCCUUCGAAUUUUAACAUCUUAAACGCGACACUACAAGAAAACAAAGAAAAUGUGGAUGAAAAUAAUUACAUGGAUCUUAGCAUUCUAAAUGAAGCCCCCGAAAAAUCGAAACUUGUUAUACUCAGCGACGAUCCGUUAUUAAAAAACAUAGUGACAUUAUCCACGGCUGCCAAUGGCACUAAUCUUGACACACGAUUUGGGAAAAUCGAAAUGGUGUUACUUCCCGGUCCUGAUAACAGUAUUGAUCAAAACAUUCUUGAAAAUCAAGCAACUAAUGAUAACUUUCUUGAACCAAAUUCCGUGAACGGAAAAAGAAGUACCGAAGCGGAUUACGUUGACGUGGAUGGCCCUACAGCUGCGAAGAAAAGGUUCUCGAUACUGGACAUAAAAUAAGCAGUCAUACAAAACUCAGUUAGCGAAGACAUUUUGAAGGAUUAUGAGGAAACAGCUACCCUUACUCCUCAAAAUCGUAGAAAACUUGUAAAUAUAUGUGUCGACCAUUUAGUUGACAAGUUUGGAAACUAUCCCUCUAAGGAACAAAAAGUUGAUUGUGCCAAGUAAAUAAUUAAAGAAUUUCCUUCUUUGAAAGACCCAGGUAACCUCUGGUAAAGUUAUGAACUACAGUGAUUUAAUCAAAGACUGCAAUUUUGAAGAGUCAACUAACAUUAAAUUAAGUCCUAAAGCUCAAAUAAUUGUGACGAAUCAAAUACAUUAUAGAAAUUUGUAUAGGGUAGGGUUUUUAAUUGUAUACGGGAUAGAUGAUGUGUCCGACAUGCCAAUUUUCAUGAAAAUUGAUCAGAUAUUUGUUCACAAUUCAAAUCCUUAUGCAAUUUAUAAAAAAUGAAAAAGU